GUUCAUUUUAAAGUCUUUUUUGUUGUUGUUAUGACUUGUUUUCAUUGGAUGGGAUUGUUAGAUGAUUGAUUUCUGCGGCAUAUUCCCCUGUUUCUCAUGCCUGCCAAUCCCCUCGCGUACAGCAACGCAGAAAGGCGGUAUACAAACUAAAAGUGAAAACGAAAUGAAAACCCUGCGCUCCCCGCGGCCACCCAAGUGCUUCUGGGAAUCCCGCUGUAUACACCGGAACCCUGAGAGGAAAUCCUAGGGAGUUUCCACCAGAGAAAUAAUCACGUCACUCUCAGGCCCUUCCCCUUUCCCCUGCCUGCCGGCCUGCCUGUGUUUACCCACGCAGCCCGUGCACAUGGCUCCUUCCCUUCUCUGAUUGGCCGGGGCUCCCGGGUCUGCCGCGGCGUCUCCAAUGGCGGCGCUGUCCACGCGCCGAGGCCCGUCUGGCGGUUGGCCGCGGCGCCCCGAUCACGCCGCUUGACGCCAGGGGCUGUCACGGGCGCAGCCAAUCAGGCGAGAGGGCCUGUGGAGGGAGGCUGAGGCGAAACUCCCCGUUCCUUACUCGUCUGCCUUCCCCCUCAGAGGGUUGAGGCGCCGGCGCCGGCGGUGUCCGUCGUCGUCGUCCGGGCAGAGGGGCCUGAGGCGCGUCAUGGCGGCCGAGGAGUCGUCGCCGUCUGUGGUGAAGGCUCAGCUGGCCUUAUCUCUGUCGGAAGCGGCGGCGGGCGGCUACAGCGGCGGCGAGACCGUGUCCGGGCGGGUGGUGCUGGAGGCGGCGGCGCCGCUGCCCCUCCGCGCCCUCCGCCUCGAGGCCACCGGACGCGCCAGGGCGGCUUGGGGCGAGGGAGCCGCCUCUGUGGCCGCCGCCGCCGCUUCUCCCUCAGCGGCAGCAGGAGGGGGCCCGGGGGCCCGGCUGGAGGCGGAGGUGCCCUACUUGGACGUCCGGCAGCACCUGCUCGGGCAGGACCCGCGCCCGGCAGGUGAGAAGGAGGCAGGAAGCGGCCCAAGCUUGGCUUGGUCGGGGUCUUGGGCUGCGAGGAGUUGCUUGGAGGGGGCCAGAAGGGGGAGAACAACGUAUCAGGGGUGCCAACCUGAAUAAUAUGUUGGGGUGGGCAGGUAAGCCCCGCCCCACAUAAUCGAUCAGAGCCUCAUUUGAAUGGUAAUGCCCAUCAACCUGGGGGGCAGCCCCCUCAAAUAGAUUAUUGGGGGGGGUGACGUCGGCCCCUAGGGGGUUGCCUCCUAUGGAACAGAUCUAUUGUCUGAUUUUGUUCAGAAUAUUAAUAAUGUUGGCAUUGUUAAUAGCGCGUUCACUGCAAGUCGGUGUUUGUUAUUGUUUUUGUUUUAAGGCAUUUGUGCCCUGCUUAAUUUCUCGCUUUCCUAAGCAGUUUGCAUGAAGUUUACAUAAGGGACCAAGUGUGGUGUGAGGGAAGGUUCAGGUUCAAAUCCCCUCUUGGUCAUGAAGCUCAGUGGGUGAACUUGGGCAAGUUGCUUUUGCAGCCUAACUAAUGCACCUCACAGGGUUGGGAGGAAAAGAUGGGGUGCAAGCCUUGAGCUGCUUGGAGGAAAGGUGGGGUAUAAAUAUAUGUAAAUGAAACCAGGGGUCACACAGUGUAGGAGGGACUGGGAUGAGGUUGGGGGCUGCAAGUGGUAGCUUUUUUAAAAAACAUGAGUACUGAGUGAAACAUUACUCAUUAAUUUCACUGCAUGCACUUAUGUAAAACUUAAGUAUUUUUCCCAACUCUCUUGGGUGACAAGAUCAGCAAAGGGUUGUUCCUCUGCCCUCAGAAACUUGGAGACGGAACAUUAUCUGUGGCAGCCCCUAAGUUGUGGGAGAUCCCUCGCCAAGGAAGUGUGCCAUGCACCUUCAUUAUACAGCUGUUGUGCUCACACCCUCCUUGUGGGUUUCAUAGAAGUAUCUGAUUGGCCAUUGCAGAAAGCAAUAUGCUGGACUCGAUGGACCUUUGAUCAGAUGCAAGAGGGCUCUUGUGUUAUUAUUCCAAGCUUACUGGCAAAGGUGUUUGCCAACCCUAAAUAGAGAUGACAGGGAUUUAAUUUGGAAUGUUCUGCAUGCAAAGCAGAUGCAGUAUUGUUGACGUAUAGUUCCUCUCCUUUAUAAGAACACAGGAAGCUGCACUAUGCAAAGUCAGACCAUUAGGCCAGGAAGGAGGAUUGCGUGAUAGUUUAUAAGUUUCUAAACUUGAGUGGUUUAUCAAUUUUUUAAAAAUUAAAAAAUAUAAGCAAAAAAUCAUAACCAAUUUUAAACAACAAUUAUCAGCUCAUGCACACACAAGCCAGCAUAAAUACAGCAGCAUAAAAUCAAUUUAAUAGUGACAUGAAGCAGAAAUACAUUGGUACCUCGGAUUAAGUACUUAAUUCGUUCCGGAGGUCCGUACUUAACCUGAAACUGUUCUUAACCUGAAGCACCACUUUAGCUAUUGGGGCCUGCUGCUGCUGCUGCGCCGCCGGAGUACAAUUUCUGUUCUCAUCCUGAAGCAAAGUUCUUAACCUGAAGCACUAUUUCUGGGUUAGUGGAGUCUGUAACCUGAAGCAUAUGUAACCUGAAGCGUAUGUAACCCGAGGUACCACUGUAUCCAGUAAAACCAUGUCACUCAAAUUCUCAGAAUGACUUACAACCGCAACUAAAACAUUUUUUUAAAAAACGAUAAAGCAGAUCAACAGUGAAGCAUACAUACAAGAGCAGCAAAAUCUAAAAGUGGCAAAGUUAAAAAGAAAUCUAGAGCUGAAACAGAUGUAAAAGGCCUGCCAAAAUAAACUGAAUGAGUAAAGACCAGUGGCUGAUGUUUGUGUAGUUGGGGAUGAAUUAUAGGGGCACCCUGUAUUAAGGCUGCAGUUGGGAGGAAGGUGUGGAGUUAAGAGGGAAGGGGACUUAGGUGCAGAUUAUGGGGUAGGCUGAGAGAGUUGUAUGUUUAUUUAAAUAAUUUACAUGGCUUUCCUUUCUGUCAAAAGGUCCCCUAACAUCACUAACAAUGAUAAAACAAGAUUUAAAAUAAUGACAACAUUAUAAAACAUAAUCAUGCAGCAGUGGCAAUAAAACCAAUUGGCCAGUAUUUACUUUGAAGUCCCUUUUGAAGUAAAGUUUUCACUUCCCUCCAGAAGGUGACCGUGACUGAGCCAUUUGGAACAGAAACAAACAUGUGCACACAAAAUUUCAUAUGCCAUGAUCUAAAACACAAUGGCUAGACAUCUUUCAUCUGAUCCUAAUGUUAAAGUAGUGUUUGAAAUAUUGAGUAUUGCUAUAAAACCAAAAAGUAAACCCAGCCCUUGCGCUUUACUAUACAAUUUUCCAUUUGAGGGUUUUCUUCAAUGUGUAGGAAAUCUGUUCUGCUCAUGGAGAGAUAUUGCUCAGUGUCAUUCUUUUUAUAUCUACAUAUAUUAGCCAAUAACAGAACAGGAUUCCAUCAGACAAAAUGCCUCAAUAUGAAUAUUUGUGUAUGAGAAACUUCACCUGUUGAAUCUCAGCCUGUUACUCAGCUCUUAAAAGCACCUGAACCAUGCCAGAAAGAAGUUGGCAAUUUUAGUUCUGGGCCAUCAUGUGAAAUAACACUUGAGAAGAUGUUUCUAAUAAUUGGUUUCCUCCUCCACACUGAAAACUACAUAGUUGUUUGGAAUAGGGAGAUAGGCAAGCCAAGGGCAAGAGUAUGACUUGCUGGCACAGGUGUGAAGGAAGUUAGCAAGGGACUACUCACAAGGGUUUGGUUAUGGAUGACUUCUACUUUUAGGCUGUGUUCCUAGUGGCAAUUCUUUCUGUUAGAACUAGGGUUGGACACAUCUCCCUGCAGCUGUGAAGUUUACAGUAGCUUGGUGUUAAGUUACUGCAGAAGAUCGAAGAAUUUUCUUCAUCCACCUCGGACACUUAAGAAAAAAUGUUGUCAUUUCAAAGCAAUAUGAAAAAUAGGCCUGUACAGUUUGUGAUCCACCCAGAUGCACAUAGUGCACCUUUUUUUACCCCCCACCCCACCCCCCUGGUGUUGUGUAGCCAGCAAAAAACAAAGGGAGAGGAGAUUUAUUAAGUCUUGGUGGGUUGCCAUACUUGGCUGGUAGGCAACAUUCACAAUCAUGCUGAUGAUGUAAGAAAGAGUCAAAAUUAAAUCAAGAAGAAAAAUUAUCCAUAGAUUAAAAAUCUAUCUUUUUAAUAUCAUUCACUGGUAGUGGAAACCACCACAGAUGACAGUAACUUUCCCCAUUAUAUCAAUAGCACUUUUAAUUAUGCAAAGUGCUUUAAAGAUUUUGCUGUGUGUGGUGAUAACUACUAAUACAAUCUGAGAGGGGGAUUCCUGAAACCAGGCUGCUUGACCUUGAAACAAACUGCUUGAGGGAGGAAGGGCAGUCACUAAGUGGUAGAGCAUUUGCUUUACAUGUAGAAGAUCCCAGGUUCACUCUCCAGGCAGACCUGGGAAAGAACCCAAAACCCUAGAGAGCUGCUGCCAGUCAGUGUAGACAAUACUAAGCUAGAUACACCAUUGGUUUGACGUGGUAUGAGGCAGCUGCCCAUAUUCCUAACCUUGAUUACUUUUCAUUUCUUUUGAAAACCACCCAGAUUCAUUUGCAACCCAUUGACUGAAUAAGGAGUCAGACAAAGUUGGUUUGGCUGAAGUAAAGACCACUUUAUUAAGCUUAAACGCAACAAACCAGAUGAUUAUCUGCAGAGGGAAACCCCUAUAGGUGCAGGAGUAAACUGAACCUCAGAUGCAAGAAUAAACUGAACCUGCAGCUAAUAAGACAAACCACCCUGCCUAGGCAAAUGGGUGAUCAGAUCCCAGCCUAGCAAAGUGACGCAGGGCCCUGUGCAGCUCAGGACUGGUGUCGCUUCGGCAGCAAGGUCUGGGCUGGCACAUGAUGGGCUUCAUUUGCCCUCUUGCGCCCCCACUGUGUGUGCACUCCCUAGGCACCAUGAGAACACACUCCGCCACUGUGAAUGACCCCACACCCCAAGAUCAUGUAUUUCAGCCUGAUUUCCAGGUUAACCUUCCAGGUCCUAUUAAUGCCCCUGGGGUUCCCCUGACAGUACCACACCAACCUUGGCAGAAUAUCAAACCAGACAAGCCUAACCACAGGCCAAUGCUGCCUGAUGAACGGGAGGCCUGUGUCCUUUCCACCCAAGUGAAUUAGCAAGACUUGGGGAGAGUCCCAGAUCAGUCCACAAUUGAAUAAACUUCGCAGCAGCUGAUCUUACUGCAUGCUAUGGUAGCCUAGUGGCUGGACUUUUGCACACCGGCUCAGUCCCAGCUGAGACAAGUUUCUUUUUCCUCUGGCAGUGGAUGUGCAGGGUAGUAUUCUGGCGGGGGGGGCUCCUCCCCUUCCAGCAGUUAGCUUUGAGCUAUGGAAUGGAAACCCUACAUGAAUUGAGAUUUUAUUGUACUGGUUCCUCUGAACAUGAUAUGACGUUGAGACUGAGUGGAUUGGUUAGAUUCUUCACACAAUGAAGCUGAGAUAGAGCUGAGACUUGAACCCCAGUCUUACAAAUCCAGUUCUCUGUUUACUGGCCUGUGCUGGAGUUUUGGGGGCAUGAGUACUGAGGGCUAGCCCCACUUAAGUACUUGGGGCAUGCCCAAGACCUAUUUGAGCCUUUAGAGAACAUUCUGGUGGUGGUGGUUAUGAUGUUCCUUGAAGUAUCAUCCUGCUCAGUCGCUUGAAUUUCUUGCCGGUUCACUCUACAACACUGCUUCCAGGAAAAUCCAUCUCUGUUUAAGUAGAAUAGUGUUGAUUCUAGUAGCUGUAAUCAAAGGGCAGAAGUAAUUGUGCCUAAAUGUCUAGAUCAGUCACAAGAGUUGAUCAACUUGCUUUCAGCUCAAAGCUACUUUGGGCAACACCUUAUCAUACCAGUCAAAGGACAGAUUCUUAAAGUAUGUGGGAAGAGGAAGUGCUUGUCUGGGCACAUGUGAUGUACAUCCUUUAGUUACGUUGUUCACCACUGAUUCAGAGGAAGGUUCAGACGAAUCUUCCGGUUGUUUCUUGAAGCAAUUUGUAAUCAAUUUCCUCUGUGUGGAACAGUUAAUUACAUGUCUUGCUGGUUUUUAGUGUGGUCAUUAAGAUCCUUCAACAGACAGGUAUGCUGCUGUGCUGUGCACAACCUACCUUGGGCUUAUACUGAUUGCUUUAGUUCAAAAAGACUAGAAAGGGCCUUUCUUGUUUAGGUACUUUCUGUGAUGGCACUGCAGUUGGGAAGGCAAUCAAAGAAGUACAUCAUGCUAAAAUUGCUUUUGUGAAAUCCACUGGAUUUCUUUCACAAGUUUUAAAAGACUGGCCUUCCCCACAACUGAGGAAGUGGGAAUCUGAGAAGAAUUUGAGACCAAACUGCAGCAAACUGUUACACUAUUCUGUAACCCUGGCUCUUCCACAGGCUGUUACACAACACGUGCAAGUUUCUGCUGUAGCAACAGGCCUAGCCAGUGAACAUGGUUUCAGAUCCUGUCUAGUAAUACUGAGUUAGAUAGACUAAUGGUCUGACUCAGUAAAGGCAGCUUCCUUUGUUCCUAAAGAAUGAAAUGCAUAGGAUUGUAAUGUGGGAGCAUUGUACCCAGACAGCAUCACAAACCAUGAUGUUGUUGUAUUGGUGCAAUACAAUAAGCUGGACAGUGUGGUGUGGUAGGAAUUCAUUCACACUGUUCAGUUUUGUGCAGUUAGUGGUGUGAGCAUGACAACACUUAAUAUUGAACAUGAUUCUUAAGUUUAAAUAGUACAUUACAAUGGCUCUUACUUACACUUUGUAAAUAUGUGUACGUACCUCAUAAACACUAAAUUUUUAUUUUUCAUGACAGCAGUAAACACUAUCUUCUCUGUCCUUCUUACUUUAUUCUAUUACAAAGUUGUUUAGCGGUUCACUUUAUUCUAUUACAAAGUUGUUUAGCUGUUGGAGACAGGCAAUAGUUUCAAAUGUGAUUCACAAGAGAGAGCACUGCUUGUAGCAUGCACCCACAUAUCAUAUUUGCUUCUGGUAAUCAAGUGUUUGUAUUGCUUGUAUAAGGGGAGACAGUGGGAUGCAAGAAAGUGAAUCCUAACCCAAGCCAUUUUGCGUCCUUUAGCAAGUUCUGCAGUAGCUCUUGGUCAUAGAUGAAGCACAAUAGGAGUCCUCUUCAAAGUGGCACCUAAGUAAUAGGUAAAGGUAAACGGACCACUGACCGUUAGGUCCAGUUGCGGAUGACUCUGGGGUUGCGGCACUCAUCUCGCUUUACUGGCCGAGGGAGCUGGCGUACACCUUCCAGGUCAUGUGACCAGCAUGACCAAGCCGCUUCUGGCGAAACCAGAGCAGCACACGGAAACGCCAUUUACCUUCCCGCCAGAGCAGUACCUAUUUAUUUAUUUACUUGCACUUUGAUGUGCUUUCGAACUGCUAGGUUGGCAGGAGCUGGGACUGAACAACAGGAGCUCACCCCGUCACAGGGAUUUGAAACGCCGACCUUCUGAUCAGCAAGCCCUAGUCUCUGUGGUUUAGACCACAGCACCACCCGCAUCCCCCUAAGUAAUAGAUUGCCUUAAUUCUGCAAUUUGUGUGUUCAGAAUCAUUAUGAUCUAUAAUUUUUUCAAAAAGUGGGAGGAAAAAGCCAACCACGUGUCUUCUUUUCCCUGUAGGUGAUGAGGGCUUAAUCCUGUUAGAAGCCGGAAAACAUGAAUACCCUUUCAGCUUUCAACUCCCCCAGCAGUAAGUGAUGUAGCAUAAUUUGACAUAUUGGUUUUUAUUGUUUUCUUGAAACUAUCUAGGGACACUUCAAAAAUAACAGAAAUAUAUAUAGAUAGAUUAUACUUUGUGACCCAAAUUCUGUCUGUAUAUUGAUUUUGUUUGGUUUGUAUCUUGUUUAGAGUUUAAAGAAAGUGCCUUAUUCUGUAGAGCCUUGGGAGUUAGAAUUUAGGCUUUAGUACUCUCCUGCCCUUUUUUCUAUUAAAUGAAUCAAGCAGGAUGACCUGAUGCAAGCAGUUGGGAUGGGGCAGAGGUAAAAUGCAACAUAAGAUACAAAUGUGCCUCUUGCAGUACUGUUUAUCUUGCGCUCACGAGCUGAAACAAAUUGUGAUGGAGGAGGAUAUGAGAAGGCAGCAGGUCAAUGUAAGCAGCUUAAUUUUUGCAGUUGGCAAAGCUGAAGCAGUUGAAUAGCAUUGAUAUAGAGUUUUGUGGAACUGUAAAUACUGUUUGUAUGGGAAUUGGGUAGCCUUUGGCCCUCCAGAUGCUGUUGGAUUCCAGUUUCAGUCACCCCUGAUCUUUAGCCAUGCUGGCUGGGGCUGAUAGGAGUCCAACAACAUCUGGAGGGCUCAAGUCUCCAUCCCUGGGCUAGGGCUUAAAGAGAAAUGUGUUCUCUUUAUAAGGAGAGGGGACAGAAAAAUGUGGAUAGUAAGAUGGUGGAUGACCUAGGGAGAGAAAGGGUUAUUCCUGUAGAUAUUUUUCUCCCUGGUAGCAGGAGCUUCUUUAUCCCAUGCCUUCAGCAGGCAACACCUGUGCCUUUCAUCACAAUCAUGAAGCCAAAAAAGUAUGGUUGAACAGAUGACCAGUCAAAAAACAGUUGAUCAACAGACCAAUCAAAUAAUGGUCAAGUGUGUUUUAAAGAGAUAACUUCUUAGAAGAAAGGUAACAACUCUACAGAGUAAAGCUAACCCCUAGAUCUGCUGGCUGGGAGAAUUAAGAUGUUUCAAAGACCCCUCUCUGGCAUCCUGGGAAGGUGGCAGUGCAUGUCUGCCCCAGAGGCCAGUGGAAAAAUGCCACAAGUGUAAAUUAUCACUGGUAGUGUGUUACCAGGUGAGGCCCUGAAACAGGACAUUCUGGGGUGGGGCAGAGGCUGGCUCAACCACCCUUUUAAUUCUCCAAGAGAAUUGUACUCACCCACUUAAUUCCUCCCCUCCUUGGUUUAGAAGGAACAUUUCAUAAAACGGGCAAAGCAGAAGAAGUGUGUGUGUGUGUGUGUGUGUGUGUGUGUGUGCAUGCAUGUAUAGACCAUAGCUGUCAACUUUCAGAUUUGAAAAUAAGGGAUCAGCAGCCUCAAAAAUAAGGGAUCAGCAGCCUCACCUGUCCCAGGGACAGUCUACGGGAUAUCUAACAAUCCAGGGAUCCAACAAACAGCGCUUGAAUAAGGGAAUUUCCCACAAAAAAAGGGAAGGUUGACAGCUAUGGUAUAGACAGACAUCUACUACACUGACUGGCACAAGCAUGCAAGGCUUUGGAGUUGGGUGAUCCAUCCCUUCACUUUCCACCCACCAUCCCACUUAGAAUUGAUCUGCCCAUUGUCAAAUGGUUUGAUGUAUAUUCUAAUUACAAAAUUAUUAUAGUGGUACAAUGAAAUUAACUUUUACCAGUAUUUACAACUUUUAAUAAAUUGACUUCUAGCAAUGUUAGAUUAGUUCUGUAGAAAUGUGAAUGAUUCGCUGAGCAGUUAAGCCAUAUUCAGAUAUUUACUUGUUCACAUGAUGAGAACAGGGACACACUUGCUGGCCCUGAACCAUCCAUUAUGUCCUUGGCUGUGUAUUGAGAGUCUAGGCAUGUAGACACCUUAUGUAAUUCAGAAUCCUGAAUGAAAGGUGAUUUAAAUAACAUUGGGAGACUAUACUUCUAGAGCAGUUUCCCUGCUUUUUCCUCUAGCACAUGGAUGCAUCUAGCACAUAGGAAAUGGGGAUGGGAUGCAACAGCUGGACUAAACAGGAUUUAUUUUGUUGGCUUUUGUCCUGUACACCAGACUUGACGUACAAAAUUACCCAAAAUAAUGCAAUUAAAACAAUGAUGUUUCCAUCAAUGGCUGUUUGUGUUACUGCUUAAAGAAACCUUCAGUUACAGCAGGUUGUCAGAGGAAGUUUUCUGCAAUUCUUGUCUCUGCCCCCUGACUACUGCACAGCUAGGAGGCAAACAGUCCUCUCCUGUGUUUGCAAACAAAUGAACCUAUAGGGAAAUGAUACAAGUAAACUGCCACCCAAACAAUAGCAAUCUUGUGUUCAUUGAUUUUUUUAUCCACCUGUUGGUCAAAUAGGUGGUAGAUAUACUGGCAUGCCACCCCUGUUACAAAGUAUUUUGAUGACGCCUAAGAUGUGCAGGAAGCUCAAAUGCUGCUUGGCAUAGUUUUGCUCAUUCACAGGCCCAUAUAAUGCAUACAGUCGAUCUUAAAAUUGUUUUGUCAUGCCCUAGCUUCUCUUAAACAUACCUGCUUGGUUUAUGUUGCUCAUGCCAUGGGCAUUCUAGCAAGAAGGUGGUUGACCAUGCAUUUGUUAAGUCUACCUCUGAGAAAGGUGCCAAACUUGUAAAUGGGUAUUUUGUUUUGUUUUGUGUCCAGACCUUUAGCAACCUCCUUCACGGGCAAAUAUGGCAACAUCCAGUACUGUGUGAAAGCAACCCUGGAAAGGCCAAUGGUCCCUGAUCAAACUGUGAAGAGAGAGUUCCAGGUUAUCAGCCACAUAGAUGUCAAUUCACCCAUUCUACUGGUAAGAGCAGAUCUAGCUGUGCUAUACGUGCUAUUAACCCUCAGCUAUAACCAGGUCUGUGAUAUUUUGGUCUGUAACUUUGCUGACUUUUCAAAUGCAUGUAAGCUCCCUUCUAAGCUUCCUCUAUAAAUAGAUAGCCUUUAGGCUGCAUGGAUUGCCAACAGUUUUUUGUUGCUGUUUAAUACCAUUGAUUACAUCCCUGCUGGCACAGCUGUUUCUGCCAAAAGUUGGGGCAGGAUUGACAUGCAUUAAUAACAAUAACACAAAGCCUAAAGUACUUUAUAUCAGAGUAGCUACAUUUACAUGGCUGCAACGACUGACACUCUCUCAGUAAUACUAGGCUAUAAGUGGGACCAGAAUAAAAAAUAUUGUAGUGUGGAGUACAGUACGGCUGUUCCGGAUUCCAGCCACUCUGCUCCAUCCCGCCACCCCACCCCCUGGUUUUCUGUUUCCUCAACAGCCAGCCAGUCACUCAUAUGUAUUUGUUAGAAACCACUGGUCAUCACAAAAAUAACAUGUAGAAGUAUAUUUUGGCACAGGUGGUCCCCAGCUGGUCAACAUUCCACUGAGCACACUCACUCCUCAUUGGGCUGUUUUGGGUUUUUCCCCCCUAAAGUUAUUUUGUACUUCUGCAAAUUUUCCAGCUGCUUGUGGGGUGGUGGUGCUGUUGUGGCUAUGCAAGUAAUAGUAUUUGCAGCCUGAAUAUCAGAGAUAGAGGGAAUGAUAGAACAGGCAUUAUAGUGAACUAUUUAUCAUUUCUAGCCUGUGAUUUAAGCUCUGGUUUUCAUCCUAUACAUCCUUCCAUUUUGCAUUUCUUUUUUUUAGCAUUACGUGUAUAGAUGCAGCUGUCUCAGAUCUUCUGUUAUUAAUAUUACGGAUUUACUCACAUUUAAAGCAUGAUCAGUGGAAUUAUUACAGAAAAUAAGAUCAGAAUGGAAGUGGGCUGCAUUCCUAUUCCAUCUAAACAUAAAAUGAGAUCUUCCCUUCUUAUUAUGGGACCUAAGAUCUAAUAACUGCUUGCUUAAAUCUGAUUCUGUGAUUUCUGCUGCUCAGGAAAUGCUGGAACCAUUUUAUCUUUUCAUCAUAAUGCUAAUGUAGCAAGUAUUCUGUGCUCUUGGUAUUCAGCAUUGUUUUUCCCCUGCAGCUUUUGCUUCUUGUUAGAUUGAGGGUUAGGACUGGGUGUAUUAUUGGCCCAUUGUGUAAAGGAGAGGUGGAGAACUUUUGACUCUCAAGGCAUUGUUAGAUUCCAACUACCAUCACCCUCAGCCAGAAUGGACCAAUAACCAGGAAUGAUGGGAGUUGUAGUUGGAGGGACACAUGUUCCCCACCCCUUAUAAUAAAGUAUAACAUUCUUGCUGAAUACAAAUCAGGGUCAAUGAUUAGAAACUAUGCAAGAUUUAAAGGUGAAUAGCCUUGUCUCCUCUUCUCUGAAUUUUUUGAUACACCAUAUCUGCCACUGUACCAUCAGUGUAUAUAUAUAUAUAUACCUGCCUGUCUAGCUCUCUUCUUUUUUCCCCCUGCACCUUUUAUUUGAACAAGCCUUUGCUAAUGCUUACAUGAGAACUUGCUCAGCCAGAAUAUGUGAAGCAUUCAAGUAUUACUAAACUGCCUUACUCACCAAAUAACCAUUUCAUUUGGCAUAGCUUUCAAACUCCAUACAAAAGCAGUUUUCAGUCUGUUUUCCCUUAUAACAACUUCAGCUUCUGCAGCAAAGAGUUCACCUUACACCCUUACCUAUGAUUCGUUCUGAGAGCAAGGAAAAUGUUUGUUUGUUUAUAAAUAUAUAUAUUACAGUGGUACCUCGGGUUAUAGACACUUCAGGUUACAGGCUCCGCUAACCCAGAAAUAGUACCUUGGGUUAAGAAUUUUGCUUCAGGAUGAGAACAGAAAUCGUGCGGCGGCAGCGGGAGAUCCCAUUAGCUAAAGUGGUACUUCAGGUUAAGAACAGUUUUAGGUUAAGAACGGACCUCCAGAACAUACUAAGUUCUUAACCCAAGGUACCACUAUCUAUCUGUCUAUAUAUAAAAGCACCUGAAAAUUUGAAAAACAGAGCCCAGAGGAUCCACUGAUUCUCAGUCCAGUAGCCUUCAAAUGGCACAGAAUAAAUAACAUUUACAGGGCUCUUUGCAAUACAAAGCAGAAAGCUUCUGAAUAAAAGGUAUUGACUUGAUGGUUGACGUGCAUUUGAUCAGCACUGAACUAAGAGAUCCACUCUCUGUGCAUGCACACCCACACAUAUACAUACCCACAGAGAGAGGGGGGAAAGAGUUUUUAAAGGGUUGCAAUCACCCUUUGAAAUUACUCUGAGUCAUUCUGAAAGAAAUUUCCUAGUUGUCAGUAGUGACCAGGUAAUAUAUAAAUGAAAAGCCUGCAAUUGUUUGUGGCAUUUAGUAUUGCUUAAAUGAUAUAUGGAUCCAAUUUUGAAUUUUGUUCUUCACACUUCAGUGGAUGGCUGAACCAAAAUCCAGUGGGUUAUUUUUAUGUAUAAAGUAGGUUAAGUGUAACCUUGUUUCCAGAAGUGUGUGUAUUUUUACAUGAAUGUCUGGUCCAAGGGACCCAAAGGUCAGUUUUCAACGUCCUCAAGGCUUGGUUGUUCCAGUGAGUUUGGCUGGGAGUCUGAUGUUCCUAAUCAAUGUGUCAUACCACAAACUACUCCUGUAAUGCUUUUCUCUUUCAAAAUUAGCUUGCCUUCCAGCAGGGAGCUGCUAUUUGAGAAACAGGUCCAAAAACCUCCUUGGACAUUUAGAACUAACUGUCAUGUUAUUUGGAUCCUGACCCCCCCUGCAUAAUAUUGACUGGAAAUUCUACCUGUCCCUCCCCCUCCCCCCCCCCCCCCCGAAUGACUUAAUGGCGUAUGAGCCAGUUCUGUACCCUUUAACUUUAUUCAGUGUAAUAACUUAUUUUAGUGAAAUGAGUUUUUACAACUUAUGAAAUGUCAGAUCAGCAGGAAAGACAGACUUGGGUUAGCAUUAAGGAAGAUCUGAUAACAGAAGCCAUGCAAAGGAACAGAUUGCUAAGGGAAUCUUUUUUUAUGGAAGGUCACUCACAAGUUUGAGUGGUGGGGGAGUGGCUUGAACUAAAAUACCCAUGAGGUUCUUUCUGAAUCUGUGACAUUUGCUUGGCUUUGUGCUUCUUAAAAUUCAUUCCUGUUACACAAUAAUUAUGCACUCGUUUUGUCUGUAAAAUAUGUACUGCUGUUCUGGUACAGUAGUUCGAAAUGGCCCAGAGAGAGGUAGAUGAAAGCCAGUGGAGCUGUAGCUCAACCUCCUGCUGUUGCUGUUAAGUCUAUAGCAAGUACAGUUCACUGUAGCAAAUGCAGUUCACUGCAUUGUGUCUCUGGUCAUUCUCUCUUUUGUGUAGGAUGCCUUCCGUUUGCUUGAACUUUCAUGUUAGUUUUCUUAAGUUAGCCUAGUAGGGCUUAGCACAGGUGAUGUUAAUAUUACCUCAAGUAACUCUCCUAACCUUGUUGGCUGCAUAUUUUCAUUACUUCAAUGUUAAUUAAAAAUGUUAGUCACACUUGUUUUCUGAUGUGUAGCUAAUUCAGCCCUGUAACAUAACUUGCCAAAUACUGUAACUGCUUUACCCAGCUGAAUAGGUUGUGCAGUUUGUUUGGUUUUGUUUCUCAAGUCUAAACUAACAUUUGAACUUCCAUGCAUUAUUAUGAAAUGAUAAUAUAAACCAGUUGAGACUGCUCACUAAAACAAUAUCCUCUUUGGCCAAAGCACCAGUGUGCCUCCUCUUGUUGGCAACAGCCUUUGGGCAUUGAGAAAAGAGUUUUGCGGGCAGGGUUUUUUCCCCGAGCAGCUUCCCAUUAGGUGUACCUUAGGAAAUCACAUACACAAAACACAAAAUCCACUCACAUAUAAGGAUGCUAGAGUAUUUGAAAUUAAUUCUGUCAUCUCUGUGUUGUGUGUUUACCAUAUCUAUGAUUGCUUCCCAUAUUUGUUCCUGCUUGAUAAGUCUGGUAACAAUGAAACAAUAAAAUAAGUCGAAUGACUUUGGUUAACUUUCAAGUGGGGUCAUUUUUCUGUCUAUAAAGUAUUAAUUGACUGCUGUCCCUUUUGACCACCCCAUUCUAAUAUUUGUAAGAAUGUGAACAAAAAUUAACUUGCAUUUUGCAGCAUAGCAUAAGGUGGUAGUUCAUAAAAUUGUGUAAACUGGACUUGUUGUGUGCCAUAUGAUUCUUAGUAGGCUUGAGUUCUAAAUCAAUUCCUGAGGGAUUCAGUAACCUUCCAUUUCAAAAUUAACCACUGUCUACAGAGACUCCUUUAUGCAUUUUCUCAUUUGGGUCCAUUUAGAUGGAGGAAAGCAUGUCAUCCCAUUAAAAUAAAAUAAUAUGCUGUUGAGGGUUGGCAGAAGCUUUAUCCCUUCCCACCAUAGAGAAUGGAGGGAGAUGCAUUUUCUGCCCGUGUAAUUGCUGCCACUGCUUCACACCUCUGUGCCUGCUGAGUAAAGAAAUAUUACAUGUGCAUGGUCUCAGUAGAUCACUCUCACAUUGUGUUGCCCCAAACAAAUAAAUAUUUAGGAUCAAUUAUAACAACAAGAGAGUAGUAUUACACAGUGACUUGGUACUUUGCACAUGUGGCCACUAAUGUCAUUUAAAUAAUAGUAAUUGAUAUGAACAUCUGGAUAGUAAAUUUGAAUUGCUAACCUGGGAUGCCUAGUUACUGCAACAGAGAGCAAUAAGACUGCACUGAUUGCCAAAAGUGUGUAUAUGCAGAGAUGCCAUGUGGAAUAAAAAUGGGAAGGGGACAUGUCUUCUCCAAAAAGAAUUACACUCACUUUGGAGCUGUCUGAGAGAAUGCAAAUCCUGUUUGCCUCAUAUGGAGCAGUAACCUGGAUUGUUAAAGUGGAUUGUGGUGUGCCACAUGGGUAGAGCUACCUGCUUUGCCUCCCUUGCCUUGUGAUGGCUACUGCCAAAGCUAAUGCCAUUGUGGGUCUCGCCUUAACGUACCUCACUUAUCACAAGGUGCACUUUUCUGCACGGACCUUUGUGGGCUGAAUAUGUUAUAUUGGUUUAAUUAUAUUGAGCUGUGUGUAGCUUGCUCAGAGACCACAUGGGUAAAGGACAAGCUAUAAAUGCCUGUAAAUAAACAAACUCUUAAUUGGUGAGUCAAGCACAGGUGAAUUGCUGGUACCUGUGGGUUUGAAACCACUAUUCUUUUAAUGAUUUUUUAAAAUUCUUUUUUACAGAGCCCUGUAAGACGAAGCCAGGAGAAGAUGAUUGGAUGCUGGUUUUUCACUUCUGGCCCAGUUUCCCUCAGUGCCAAAAUAGAGAGGAAAGGCUAUUGUAAUGGCAAGUGUACCUUCUUCAAUAAGACUGAAACUGGAUAUUAGGUUGAUAAAUACCAAGUCCCACCCCUCUGUCAAGAUCCUAUUAUCCCAAAUUCCUAUUGGGGGUGGAAUUUUCUUGGGAGGGUUGACAAGUGGGAUGGAAGGGCUCAAGCAUUUCCACAUCAGCUGGUUUUCUUCAAAAAAAAUCUCACCCUGUUCUGCUGUUUUCAGAGCCAGAGUUAGGAAAAAGUGAUUUAGAUGGUCUGGGAUGAUGGCACUCGCAGAGUAGAAUUGGUGGGCAGAGGAACAGCUAAGGACCUCCCCUCCCCAAUCCUCUUGUUCUCCUCUGCAGGUGUCCUUCUGCUUCUAUAUUAGUGUUGGAAUGCCAUGUUUUCCCCAUAACAUCAAUACCCUAUCUAAAAAGCCUCAGGUUUUGUCACUUUAAGAGGGAAAAGGUUAAGUAGAAAGCCAAAUAAAUGAUUAGUAAAAUCAUUGCAGAUACGUAUACAAAUGUAGGACUAUUCAUGGUGCUUGUUGCCACAAUAAACAUAGGAAGUUUUUUUCUAAACAUUAUAAACUCGCAACAGAAGGAAGAAAAAUAAUUUGCAUCAUGUGAUGAAUGAAGUUCUUUGUCACUCAAGUACAUCAUAAUGUUUGGUAAUUAAUUCGUUCUUUGUGAAAUUCUUUCUUUCUUUUUUAGGUGAAGCAAUACCAAUUUAUGCAGAAAUUGAGAAUUGUUCCUCUCGCUUAAUUGUUCCAAAAGCUGCUAUUUUCCAAACACAGACUUAUCUGGCUAGUGGGAAAACGAAAACUUUUCGGCAGAUGGUCGCCAAUGUGCGAGGAAACCAUGUUGCUUCUGGGAGCACAGAUACCUGGAAUGGGAAAACUUUGAAAAUUCCACCUGUCACCCCUUCUAUCCUUGACUGCUGUAUUAUCAGAGUUGAAUAUUCCUUAGCUGUAAGUGUGGCUUUUCACUAUUUAAUUUAAGGUUUGAAGACUGUGUUAAUGUAACUAAACAGACUUAAAUUCAGGCAUACUUAUCUUUUACUAAAUAUUCCUAAGCAUUGCUUGCUCCUUCAUAGAGUGUGAAUUGUUCUGUAUGUCCAAAAGCAGUAGGCUAACAUUUAGUUGCUGGAAUUUUAAGGGGUUAGGAGUCCACAACUGAAGUGGUUGAGAUGGUGUUAAAAUGGCUGGAAGGUAAUGUUGAAAGUAUGAAACAAAGCCAAGUUCCUGAGGGUAGAUGUAUAUGAAUGACAGCACAGUUAUAUGUGCUUUACCCCCAAAUAGGGAUAAAGGAAGAAUCCUGCGAGCGUAGUUUCCAAAGUGAACACAUCUGAGCUCAUUCACCCAAACCAAUGUGCAGAUCAGGAGUCCAUUUCAGAAGCUGCACAUGGCUGGAUUUGUAGAUAUAUUGUAGCUCUCCAUAGGUAUGAGAUGGCCUGAGGGCUGCCUCCCGCUUUUCUAGAUAUUUUAUUGUCAUCAUGAUUUGUUAAAUUUGCAUACCGCCCUACAUGCAUAGAUCUCAGGGUGGUUCACAAAUUACUACAGGCAAGAGCUGUUUUGCAUGGGGGUUGUGUUCCUGACCCCAUGUGUAUCAGCAGAGCGCGUGUAAGCCUGUUUCACCUCCUACUCCUAUUAUGGCAACUUCCGGGUUGGGGAGAUGCAUGCAUGCAUGCACAGUAGGGCGUGCUUUGAAUGUGUACAAAACAGUGAUUGCCUGUAUGAAAAACACAAAAUACAUAAUAAAAAUAAGAACAAAAACAACCCCAGCCCCUCAACAAUACAUUUUAAAAGGCAGCAGUUGUAAACCAGCCAAAGGCCUGGUUUAAGAGGAACAUUUUCAUCUGGCUCCUAAUGGUGUAUAAUGAAGGUGCCAGGUGAACUUCCCUGGGAAGAGUUUUCUGCAAAUGGGGAGUCACUGCAGAAAAGGCCUGUUCUCGUGCUGCCACCCUCCAGACCUCUCGUGGAAGAGGCACCCAAAGAAGGGCCUCACAUGAUGAUCUCAGGGUCCCGGUAGGUCCAUAUGGAGAGUGGUGGUCCUUGAGGUGUUGCUGUCCUGAGUCAUUUAAGGCUUUGUAGGUCAAAACCAGCACUUUGAAUUGGAUCCAGAAACUAACUGGCAGCCAGUGCAGUCUGGCCAGGAUCAGUGUAAUAUGCUCAAACUGUCUUGCCCCUGUGAGCAACCUGGCCACUGUAUUCUGCACUAACUGAAGUUUCAGAGGCAGCCCUAUGUAUCAUGCAGUGCAAGAAUCUUACCUAGAGAUUACCAGAGCAUAGACAAUAGUAGUUAGGCUGUUCCAGAUAGGGGCACAGCUGAGCCACCAGCCACCUGAGCCUCAAGUGUCAGCAAAGGAUGCAGAAGUACCCCCAAGCUGCAUAGCCGCUCCUUCAGAGGGUGUGUAACCCCUUCAAGAAGCCCUGUGCACUGCCUAGCUGCUAAUCUAGGUCCUUGGAAGAAUCUUUUUAAAACAACUGGAGUGAAGACAGGCAAUCCUCAGGCCACCUCAUACAUAUGAAGAUCUAUAACCACCUUGUGGUGUUUUUUUAACUUGUAAACAACAUUAACCUCUCCCUUUUAAAAAAAUAAUAAUCUGUGAAUUUCUUCUAAAACUAUGUGGGAAUAGGAUGGGGCAGAUUGUAGUUUCAUCAUUUGCAGGAUUGGUGCAACCCUAAUCCAAAAUUGUUGGGUUUAUGGAAAAUUUCUGAUCUUGCCUUUGGAUACGUUUGCAGUGCUAGGUUUGGCUCCUCUCGGACAGAUUCUGUGAAAUUGUGUCUCUCUCAUCACAGGUGUACAUUCAUAUUCCUGGUGCUAAAAAGUUGAUGCUUGAGCUGCCUCUAGUGAUUGGCACAAUUCCAUGUACUGCAUUUUCCAGCAGAAACUCCAGCCUUGCCAGCCAGUUCAGCAUGGAUAUGAGCUGGUUGGCACUAUCAAUGCCAGAACAUCCAGAAGGUACAAUUUUGGGUUAUGAGAUUGGUGUCUGUAUUAUUCUGGCUGGGUUGUUGUUGUUUUUCUUGCAGUAGCAGGAGCUGCUAUAUACAUUGCAAAAAUAAAUUGUGAAGCUCUCAUGAAGUGAACUAGAGCCAAUGUAAAAAGUCAUAGAUAGUUCCAGAGGCAGGGCAGGGGGACAUGCAAGUGCUUAUUUAUUCUUUCAACCCACCUAGAAACAUACUUUACCCUUUGGGGGGGGCUCCAUUUUUUUCCCCCAGCGCCUCCACUGUAGUAAAUUGAUUGCUGAGCUUGAACUGGGGAGGUUUUUGUCAACUUAAACCAGAGAUGGUAAAACAUGUGGCCCUCCAGAUGUUGCUGGACUCCCAACUCCCAUCAGCCCCAGCCAGUAAGGCCAAUUAUCAGGGGUGAUGGGAGUUUCAGUCCAGUAGCAACUGGAAGGACAUAGGUUCUCCAUUCCUGCCUUGGGCUAGCUGAUGUUUUGUCAGGUGACUAUGAGAAGAAAAUGCCAUGCUGGGAAAGGAAGAAAUACAAGUACAUUAAGUAAUAAUAAAUCAUGAAAUCCCUCUGGUUUGUCACAAGUAUAUCAUUGAAACAGAAAGUAAUACCUGUAUUCAGAUUCCAGUGCUUCUUAAGUGAUUCAUCAUUUACACUAAAAUCUCAUUUGUGUUGUUGGUCAUCAGCCAUCAUAGAGUAGGGCUUAGGAGAAGAUUCAUCUACAGAAGAGAACCAUGGAAGGAGUAGCUAAUGUAUGUUUUAAAAAAUAUUUUCUUUUGCUAGCACCGCCCAAUUAUGCCGAUAUCGUGUCAGAGGAAGAGUUCUCAAGACAUGUCACUGCUUAUCCACAACUACUUGACUGCAAUGAAGAACUAUGCUGCCCUAUGUUGGCCUACAUUCAGGAGUUCCGGUUUCAGCCCCCACCUCUCUAUUCAGAGGUAAAUCAAGAUCCCUGAGUGCAAGUUCUGUCUAAAUCUACCAAAAAAAAGCUUAUAUUAACUUCAGAAUCCCAAGCAGUAAAGUGUAUUAUUUUCUCUGCAGAUUGACCCACAUCCUACUGAGGUGGAAGAUAGCCAGCCAGUUUCAAUAAUGGCUUAAGGAUGAUUGAGAAAGCUGCAUCUUGAUCAGAUGGAAUAUCUUGAUUUUGUUUUCUACAGCCUAAAAGUUUUUUUAAAGCAAUUUAUUGCUUAAAGGUAUCAAGGCAACUGAAACAUUAAGAUGGACUACACCUUGCCUCUUUGAGGAGAGGCAAGAGAUGGAAGAAAGUCGUGUAGUUUCGCUGGCAAAGAAGAAACCAUGAGGUCAGAUUACCAAGAAAGUGGCCCCUAUCUUACCUGGAGCAACUGAAAAAUAACUAAGAAGAAAGAAAAUUUAGAAACUGGUGCAUAUAGUGCAAAAAUCAUGCUGAGGAUAUUUUCAAGAGCAGCCAAACCACAUAACAAAAAGGCUGCACCGAGGAGAUAUAGUUGUUUUAUCUGCAUGACUAAAUUAUCCUGAGAAGGGACAUAAAAAUAAGAGUAAGCUUCUAAAAAGCACUCCUUUAGUUUACAAGGGCUUCUGCUUGACAAUUUCAGUACCCAAGCAAGAAAAUCUGAGGUCCUGACUGUACUCAGCAUCAAAAAUAAGAAUGUAUUAAUUUAAAGAAAGAAAGAAAUGUCAGAUGGACACCUAUCAAUUAGUGGUCUUAAAAUGCAUAUUACUUUAUAGGGAAUAUUAAUAUAUAGCAAGAGUUAUGAAGGUGCCAGCUCUUUUUAAUUAUGAAUGGCAGACAUUUAUUUCAGUGAUGAAGCUGGAGUUUUGUUGCUGCACUUCAAGGUUUUGUUUUGUUUUGUUAAGGGAAAUACAGUUAAUUUUUCUACAACUCUCCAGAACUGUCCCCCCCCCCCUCUGCAUCUUUACCAAUGGGACAAAAUCUGGCAAGGGCAGCCAAAUACUACACCAGUCCUUAAAUUCAGCAACUUGAGCCACUGCCACUAGAGCAAUUAUAGGUAGGAUGCUUUAGCACUCUGCAGGAGUGUCUAUAAAGAAUGAAGAAAGGAGUAGCUAUGAUUUCCAAUAAUGAAUUACUGUGUUUAAAAGCCUUUUUAAAAAAAAUCUACCUCUGUUUUGGAUAUGAGAGCCAGCCGAGACCAAAAAGCGUAAUUCUGCAGUUGGAUCUGCCCCUGUUAAAUUUCCAGUUUGAUAGUCAUUUCUCUAUGAAUUUUGGGGGUUGUUGGGAGAGAGGUUCUUGGAGAAUCAUUAUUUAGUAGGGCAGUUCUCCUUAAAAGCAACAUGAGAACCUUUAUCAGUGCACGUGUUUAUGUACAGCAAUCUGGCUCACUUAUCAGGGAAUUGUUCUUUGCUUUCUUCAGAAUUGGGCUGUGUCUUUACUAUGGUGCAAUAUAACUUGAGUUGUUCCUCAGGUCAUUUAGAAUAGUGAAUAUUGCUGCUAAGCAUAAAGUCUUAUAUUAGGGGUGCCUCAUAGAUUGAAGGAAAUCCUGUAUGGUAUGUACAUUAUCUUUUAAAGCAGAUAUACUGCAGCUGGUAAGAAACCCAGUGGCGUAGCGUGGGUUGUCAGCACCCGGGGCAAGGCAAGUAAUUUGCACCCCCUAACCCGUGGAUUUUAGCACUAGAGUCUCUUCCACUAGAUUAGUUAAAGAAACCCUUACCCCCUAAGCACAUGUAUUGUUUGCAGAGAGAGAGAGAGUGAGUGAGCCAGGUAGGGGCAGAGAGCUGCGAGUGCGAGCGCCCCCCCAGAUGUUGCGGCCGGGGCCCCCCCUGCACCCCCCACGCUACGCCACUGAAGAAACCUAAAUUGUCCAUUAAAUUCUGGAUUUAUUAUGUUUGCAAUGAGUAAAAAGGAAGUAGUUCUAAAGGGGGAGGGAUUUCUUAGCUUUUAUAUGAUAGUGCAUGCACCUGCAUGAUGCCACCCGCCUUCUCCCUUCAGAUCACCUUUUCUAUCAAGCCUAUACCCAACAGUGCAUAUACAUUUCCCUGUUUCCUGCUAACUUCACUUCUCUUCUUCUCUUCCUGCCUCCUUUAUCAAAUUAUGGAUUGCAACCUGCUUGGGCAGGGACUUGACCUCUUGUACACUGCAAAGCACCAUACCUUAAUGACCCUGUAUGAACAAGAAAUAAGUUUGAAGCAGUCACCAUAUUAAGGAAAAAACCAGUGCCUCUAAGAUGACUUCUGCAUCUUUAAAAAUAGUUUUUAACAGGUAUAUGAAAAUUAAGCUGCGGCCUGAUUUAAUUGGGGUCACCACUUCUAAACAAUUUACCGUAACAGAAUAAUAAGCAUUGACACUUUAAAAGACACACACACACACGUGUUAAGGGCCCUGGAAUCUGCAUUACUGACUUCCUCUAAUAUUUGUGUUUUCUUGCUGAGUGGAUAUUUAUACUAGUGAUGGGGUCUGUUAGCAGUUUGUGGGAUGGCCAGAAGUACAUGGAGGCUGAUAUAAUUCAUUUUGAUGGAGGCUUGUCAGGCACAGCUAUUGGGGAGGGGAGAAUUAGGAGAAGGGAGCAAAAAUGAUUGAUUAUGGAGAGAAACGGCAGUGAAACCCUAUAUUCUUAAUGUGAGCACACUGAGAAGAAGAUGGAGUGGAUCCCUCCCAUUAUUGUGGAAUGGAUAAAAGUCUUACUUACUUCACCAGCCAUUAGUAAGCAGAAUGGAGGCUGGAUUGCAGCCAAAGGUGGCAGAGAUUUCUCCUGACUUGUGUGCAAUGCCUCUUGAGAGUUUAUAUGUGUGUGCUUAUUACUGCCUGUUGCACUGUUGCUUACAAGUUGCCAAACAAGGUGAAAUUUAAACAACAUGAAGGGAGGAAGAAUCCAUGGUGCAAUAUAGGGACUAUUUGCUACGAGUCAGCAAAUGACUAGCUAGUCAAAAAAGUGAGGUGGGACUGCUAAAGCCAAACUAUAUUUCACAUGAAGCAGCCAGUUCGUUCUCUAGAGUCUAUCUUUCCCUCCCCUCAGCCAGGUGAAUUUCUUCCUCUUUUCAAGCUUAUCUGAUACUAGCAAAAUGCCAGUGUUUGCAGUGGAUGGAGUGUUUCUGGAAAGGCAACUUUGCAAAUCAUUUGUAGGGGUCUGGUGUGCCCCAGGCGCUUACAUCCUUCUUGUGGGAGUUGAGUUGUCUAGUACUAGAGAUAAAGAUCGUUACAACAUUGUUUCCAGGCAGAGCAGCUGGCAUCCUACCCAACCCAAAAAUAUCAACAAGUAGUUUGCAUUGUGAGAGGAAGUAAGGGGAAUGGACUUUAGGGUCGCUUAGCCUGUGCUAUGAUGUUCCCAACCACUUGGUGUCAAACCUGCUGGGUUCUGUUACUUGGGCAUAUUAGAGAAACAGUUUGGCAAAACUGACUUCUAGGCAUAUUUAUUCAUUAAUUAUCUGACGUGAGGAGCUAGAAAUGCCUAAUGUUUUAUGCUUGUUCAGAUGAGAUGAGAAUGUGACACUUUGCCCAUUUGCUGUGUUUAUGUAUCAGAAAGAAAAAGAAGCUUGAACCAAAAUUGCAUUGCAACUUAUUCUUAAAAAAAAAAAUACAUUUGUCUUAAAAUCCAAUCCUGAGUGGUAUCCCAGAUGCCUUUUUUAAUGGGAUGCCUGUUUUUAAAAAAAUGCAGGAUUUCAUCUGAUGAGAACUAAAUUAAGUCUCUUAACUCCUAUUUAUUACUUGAAUAGCAAUACCAUGGCUGUAUAGCAUGCAUGUCUUGGGAGGACUAAAACAAUGGUUAUUAGGUGCUUGCAACGACUUGACUGUAAUACCGAUAAGAGCUGGCUGUUGGUAUCAUUCUUGUCAUACAGCAGAAGAGCAUGCAUCAGUACAAAGAAUGACAAUGCUGCUCUUUUGUUUUCAAUCUUGGGAUCACUCCUGGGUUACUUGCAAAUAAACUGUAACUGUGGCCUUAAGUAGUAUGUGAGCGGGGGCGGGGGGAGUCUUCAGAAGCAUGCUGUAUCUUUAUAAGGCUCUGGUUUGAAACUGAAAAAGCAAAGCUCUGCCUCCUGUACUUAAGACAGAAUUUGCUUCUUAAUAAUGUAUGUUGCAUAAUGAUGAAUUCAAUAAUGCAGGGGUUUGUGUUUUUGUGUUUUCUCAGCUACUGUAAAACCAGGUUAAAAGCCAAGCAAAAAAAAAAAAUCACCCUGAAAAAUGAUUGUACUUUAUAUUAAAGUUUGAACCCUAUGGGUUCUGUUUCUUAAUAAAAGCACAAAAAGC
Molecule: messenger RNA, 23792 nt
Organism: Podarcis lilfordi (Lilford's wall lizard)
Lineage: Eukaryota; Metazoa; Chordata; Lepidosauria; Squamata; Lacertidae
Source: the annotation of a GenBank genome assembly